Octopus sinensis (East Asian common octopus) is the source of this 2408-nucleotide messenger RNA. Its product is annotated as hepatocyte nuclear factor 4-gamma-like. The coding region runs from base 378 to 1964 and encodes 528 amino acids. NCBI's taxonomy places the organism in Eukaryota, Metazoa, Mollusca, Cephalopoda, Octopoda, Octopodidae. Gene Ontology annotation, molecular function: nuclear receptor activity; zinc ion binding; RNA polymerase II cis-regulatory region sequence-specific DNA binding. The record is from RefSeq and is a predicted model, not a curated record. The transcript is spliced from 7 exons. Gene Ontology annotation, biological process: anatomical structure development; regulation of transcription by RNA polymerase II; cell differentiation.
UAGGAAAAUAUCAUUUCCAGUUUGAUGGAGUUGAAGUACUAACAGAAAAAGGAUGCUUUUUACAGCUGUGUUAGCUUUAUUUCAAUGAUUGGUUCACUUCUGUUAAUAUGUAGUAGGUUAUCAGUAUUUAACUGUGUUCUGAAAAUGUGAUUGGCUCCUGCCAGGAAAAUGCUUUCUAAAAUGAUAACUAUCAUUCAAUCUUCCUGUUAAUCUCGACACCAUCUAUAGCUCUCAAAACUCUAUAUGUUUUUUUGUUUUUUUUUUUAAAUAAUUUAAAUUUAUCCCCCCUCCUUUGACAACAUCUACUAGAAAACAGCAGUAACAACACCAAAAUAAAACAACAAAAAUAACACUGCAAAAAGAAGGAACAAUAACUUAUGAAUUCAACCGAAGAACUGCCCUCUGUAUCAAUAGAAUGUCUGCAGCAUUUAAAUCUUCAUCCAAAGAAAUCAUGGUUGGGUAAGCUUCCUGCUGAUAUCUUCUUUGUUGAUUCUCCAGAUAUGAACAGCCAACUUUUAAAUGGCAUACCAACUUUGAAUUCUGGAUCUUCUAUUCAGUCAGUUGCAUCAAACUUGCCAGCAGUCAAUGUCAGUCAAUUUUGUGCAAUUUGUGGAGACCGAGCUACUGGAAAACAUUAUGGCGCUUCCAGCUGCGAUGGCUGUAAAGGAUUUUUUAGACGAAGUGUGAGAAAAAAUCAUGUGUAUACAUGUCGCUUUGCUCGAAACUGUGUUGUGGAUAAGGAUAAACGAAACCAAUGUCGCUACUGUCGACUGAGGAAAUGUUUUCGAGCUGGAAUGAGGAAAGAAGCGGUACAGAAUGAGAGAGAUCGCAUCAGCAUUCGGCGAACAAGUUAUGAAGACCUGGGCACCAGCUCAUCUUUAUCAAUUUCUUCACUUUUAAAUGCUGAGUUAAUGUCAAGAGAAGUAAUAAGUCAACCAAACACAGAUAACUUAGCAACAAAAAAGAUCGCUACACCAAAUGAUGUCUGCGAGUCCAUGAAACAGCAACUCCUGGUUUUAGUUGAAUGGGCAAAAUACAUUCCAUGUUUUGGAGAACUACAACUAGAUGAUCAGGUAGCUUUAUUACGGGCUCAUGCAGGAGAACACCUUCUGUUAGGUGUUGCCAGACGUUCGUUACAACUGAAAGAUGUAUUACUUCUAGGAAAUGAUUCUGUGAUUUCUCGACAUGUAGCAAAUACUGAAAUGUCACAUAUUUGUGGCAGAGUGAUUGAUGAAAUUGUAAAGCCUUUGCAAGAAGUAGAGAUUGAUGACUCGGAAUUUGCAUGUCUUAAAGGAAUCAUAUUCUUUGAUCCAGGUGCCAGAGGUUUAAUUGACAGCCACCGAAUAAAAACGUAUCGAUGCCAAGCUCAAGUGAAUCUUGAAGAUUAUAUCAAUGACAGACAAUAUGAAUGCCGUGGUCGAUUUGGAGAAAUUUUGCUUAUUUUACCUGUUUUACAGAGCAUAACUUGGCAGAUGAUAGAACAAAUUCAGAUGGCCAAAAUAUUUGGGGUAGCUAAAAUAGACAAUCUUCUUCAAGAAAUGUUACUUGGAGGAGCAAAUAGUGAAAUUGGACAUUCCUCAGCAGCGGUUUCAGCAGUUAGUCUUCAACCUCAUUUAUUAUCAAAUCCCAGUUUUCCUGACCAGCUUGGAAAUCAAGCUGUGGAGAACAUAAUUAAUGGUCAGAAUGGUGAUUCCCAAAUAAUUCUUCAAGACACAGUUGGCAGCAGCAAUUCACUUGACACUUCUCCUUUUAGCCAAUCACCUCUGACCUGCAGUAGUCCUCUGUCUAAUGACUGUUCAAUCACAGUUAAUAUACAUGACCAGCAUCCUCAUCAAACACUCACGGAUCCUCAUGAUACUUCAAUGACACCUUCCAGUAUGCAGGUUGAGUCCCCGUUCAAAUUAGGGAACUUGACCAAUCAUAAUCAGACCCCUUCUCAUUUUAAGCAAGAAGUUGGUGUUUGAAUGAAUACCAACCCCUUUGUUAUUGACUCUGUUGUACAUGCACACAUGGCGAAUACAAGUCUGAAAUCAGACAGUCAGAAUCCAGUGAAUAAAUCCCCUCAGUUAUCUAAAAACACAAAUAUAUUUUUAACAUUAUCAUACACACAUGCACAUAUACACACAUUUAUAUUGUGGAUACCAGAAUUGAAUGGGUAAUUGAAUAAUGUAGAUACUUCUGUUAAAUUGACUGUCUUUUCUGAAAUGUCAAAUAUAAAUUUGACAAACUUUGAAGGAUAUGCUAAAAUUCAACAACAUUGCAUAGCUUUCUGCAGAUGCCACAGUAACAUAAUAAUAUGCAUUUGCAUUCUGUUAAUGAACUUAGCUGAAAUCCAUGCUAAAUUUUGUUGUGUCACAAAAAUAUAAAAAUAUAUUUUUUUUUAAUUGGAGGUAAAGGGAGUAAAAAAA